CCCCCCCCCCCCCCCCCCCCCCCCCCCCCCCCCCCCCCCCCCCCCCCCCCCCCCCCCCCCCCCCCCCCCCCCCCCCCCGGGGGGGUUAAGUGCUUAAUUCUCUUUUCUUCAACUAGUACACCAUUAAUAGUUCAAAGAAAUCUUCGGUUGAUGCGACAACUUUAUGGUUGUCAAAGGCAUCAUCUUCGUCGUCUGCAACUACGCUGAUUUUACCGCGGAGUGCACGAGUUAAGGCACGAAAUACAAUACCGAGACUGCAUGAUCGCUCGAGUCGUUUAUUAGCUAUUCUGUUAUUUUCGUGUCUAUCUGGUCUUUGUCUGUUGAUCAUGUUUGGUCUUUAUUUGAAACAAGCGCAGUUACAUGGCAAUGGUAAUCGGAUUUUAUUACGCAGGAAAAAGUGGUUAGAACCAACAACGGAACUAGAUAAACAUACAGAAAAACUGCUAAAUGCAAGACAAAAAUUGAUGGCAUCUCCACAAAGCAGUUGGUUCAGCGCAACAUCAACAUUCGAAAAUAGUUUAACUCCCGAGUGA
Molecule: messenger RNA, 533 nt
Organism: Didymodactylos carnosus
Lineage: Eukaryota; Metazoa; Rotifera; Eurotatoria; Philodinida; Philodinidae
Source: the annotation of a GenBank genome assembly